AUGGGAGUACCCACCUUCUACCGAUGGCUGGUUACGAGGUACCCAAAAAUAGCCAAAGCAACCUACGAGACCAGAGACAGCGAUGUGUACGCAAGGAGAACGAAGAUUCAGGAUGGACACCGUGAUGCGGAGGGAAAGGCUACCUAUAGAGUACCAGAUCUGAGCGAUUAUGUAAACAACACAGAUGAAAACCACUGCUCAGACAACAUAAAUGGCUACUUCGAUAAUUUGUAUCUUGACAUGAAUGGAAUAAUCCACUUGUGCUCCCAUAGUGAUAAUAGCAGGAGAGCCAAAAGUAACGAAGAAAUAUUUCUAAAUAUUUUUUUGUACAUAGAACGUUUGUUUGAUAUAAUUGAGCCCCGGAAACUUCUUUACAUGGCCAUUGACGGAGUAGCUCCAAAGGCUAAAAUGAACCAGCAGAGGAGUCGAAGAUUUAAAUCUAUCCUCUGUUCAGAAAUUGAAAGAAAAGCAUACAUUGAAUUGAGAGAAAAAUUUUUAUCAGAAAAUCGAGAAGUUCCAGAGGAGUUCACCUUCUGGGACAGUAACAUUAUAACCCCAGGGACUCAAUUCAUGUAUGAAUUGUCAGUUGCCUUGAAAUAUUUCGUGGAGCAUAAAAUUACAAAUGAUGACAAGUGGAAGAAUAUUGUAGUUAUUUUUUCAGAUGCUAAUGUUUGUGGAGAAGGGGAACAUAAAAUAUAUAAUUUUAUAAAAUCACAGAGGGGUCAACCUGGUUACGAUCCUAACACCAGGCAUGUAAUUCACGGGAUGGACGCAGACUUAAUUAUGUUAUCGUUAGCUAGUCAUGAACCCUAUUUUUAUAUCCUAAGAGAAAUAAUUAUUCUAGAUUCUAAAGGGGAGGAAAAGGUUCAAGAUAAGGAUUUCGUGGGGAAGCUCAAGAGUAAGCAGGAUUUACCUCUCUGUACCACACAUAUGAGAAAAACGAAAAAAAUAUAUACCAAGUAUAACGACCCACAUUAUGCUAACAUAAACAAAAGUCCAAACUAUUCAAUUAAUGAUGAAAACUGGAACGAAUUGCAAAUUUUAGAUUUAACAAUUUUGAGGGAGUAUCUAUCGAAGGAAUUUUUCUUCGAUUCAUCUUACAACUUGGAAAGGUGCAUUGAUGAUUUUAUUUUUAUUUGCUUUCUCUGUGGAAAUGAUUUUCUCCCACAUUUGCCUUCCAUUUCAAUUGCCGCUGGAAGCAUAGACCAGCUUGUUCUACUAUACCAGAAGGUUCUUCCCGUUCUGGGAGAUUAUCUAAUUAAUGAGGGCAAGAUUAAUUUGAAGCCUUUUUCCAAAUAUGUGUCCUUCAUCGCGGAGGUGGAAAGAGAGACAUUCAUUUCGCAGUACGAUUUUAAGAAAAAAAGGGAAAAGAGGGAUCAGCAAAAGGAUUCCCUAAAGAGGGUUAAGUGCACCGAUGAGGAAAAUGAUGGUUCGGGAAACAUCGCAGCGAUGCUGACGGAUGGUCCGGGGAAUAGCCGUGAUUAUGAUAUUGUCGGAGGGGAAGGUGGCAAUUCAAAUAGGGAGGGAAGUGUACAGUUUAAGGAUUCCACGGUAAUAGGCAACCAAACGGGGACACCAUCAGGAAGUUCACUACCCCCCGCGGUAUCGCAACCCGCACCCGUGAAUAAGAAAAUGCUGUAUGAGUCCAAAAUACAGAGCAUGCAACCAAUCAGGAAUUUCAAGUUUAAGGAAAAGAAGGGUGAGAAGAGCAUCAACUUCCUCGUGCGGCCGGCGUCGUCUUCAAUUUCGGAGCAGACAACCAACAACGAACCGUCGACUUUGCAGAAUGUAAUGGAGGAGGAAAUCCCUGCAUCGUUGGAGGAAGAACAAUGUAAGGAACAGCCCAAUGGGGAGGAAGAACAAUGUAAGGAACAGCCCAAUGGGGAGGCAGAACAAUGUAAGGAACAGCCCAAUGGGGAGGAAGAACAAUGUAAGGAUCAGCCCAAUGGAGAAGCAGAACAAUGUAAGGAACAGAACGACGCGGAGGCACCACAACCGAAGGAUCCUCCCCCCAAAGGAGACCUUCAGUUCGACAUAGAAGACAUGGAAACCAAACGAAUAAACGAUAUUAACGAAUUUAACAUGCUCCUUAGAGAGGCUGUCAAAAAGGCAGGCAAGUGUGAACACCCCAAAGAGGACGUAGAACUUGGGUGUGAUGAAAAUCCAGAGGUGAUCAGAAUAAAAUACUACAAAGCCAAGUUCCAUUUAGACGAAACCGACUAUAUAGACGAUUUUGUGAAAGAAGUGGUAUAUAAAUAUAUUGAAGGACUGGCUUGGGUGCUUUCAUAUUAUUUUCAAUCUUGUCCCAUGUGGCAUUGGUAUUAUCCCUAUUAUUAUGCACCCCUGUCAUCAGAUUUAAUUAUUGAUAAUGUGAAUUUUAUCUUCCAAAAGGAUGAACCGAUUCUCCCCCUUGAGCAGUUACUUUGUGUGUUGCCAUCGAAUUCCAGUCACUGCCUACCUAAGGGGUACAGAGAGUUAAUGGUCCGACCUGAUUCCCCCAUUAUUGAUUUUUACCCGAAAACCUUUAAAGAGGAGGAAAACGGGAAGAAAUACAAAUAUCAGUGGGUUAUCCUCCUCCCUUUUGUAGACAAGGAGAGGAUUAUCAAACAUGCCAGAGAGCUGAAUGACACGUUAACUGAGGAAGAGAAGAAGAGGAAUCGCAGAGGGAUGAACAAAAUUUAUAUGAACUGUUCACACCCUCUUUCGAAGCAAAUUACCAAGUCGAUAAAGGCGUACGUGAAGAAAAUGAAGGAGGAGGGUGAGAAGAAGAACGAUACUGAUAUGAACAGCACCGACAAUGCGAAUGUUAAUCCGCCCGCUGAUAAUACCACCGAGGGGGAGGCUCUGGCCGUUAGCGAGAGACCAACCAAUGUGGAAGAAGAAAGCGAGCAAAAACGGAAAGGAGGCGACAACAACAGCGAAAACGCAUACGAUCAGCUUUUUAAGAAUAUGAAUUUAACCAUCCCCAUAAGUAACAACCGAGACAUGAACCUGUUUGGCUAUCUCAAUUGCAAACACGAAGACAGUGACGUUAACAUUUUAAAGAAAAUUUUUAAAUUUUCCUCCAAUUUCUCCACCACAUGUAAUAGCGCUUUCUUUGUCCAACCCGAACUUAUAAAGCAUCGCUCAUCGCUUUUGCCAAACCAUAGGAGACCAAGGAAGGUGCUUACCGUGCUUGACAUCAACAACGAGGAAAGGAAACAAAGAUUCAAUGCACCCGCUGCGAAGAGGAUGAUCCUCAACAGCCUAAGUACGAACCACCCCCAUAUAUACUCCUACUCGAGGGGUAGCCAAUCCAGAAGUCAUGUCAUAAAUUACGGGAGCGGCGGGUACGGAGGAGGGGGUCACGGAAGUGGAGGCUACGGAAACGGUGGCUACGGGGGUCACGCUGGUCGGGACCACCGAAAUAAUUACGCCAACGGGAAUUACAGCUCUCAUAUGAGUGCCCCCAGGAACCAUACUUCCUACCACCACGGCCCCAAUUAUCAGAGCCACCAAAAUCAUCAAGCCUAUCAAAAUCAAAAUUCCAGUUACGGCAACAAUUACCCACCAUCGAGCUACAGAAACGUGGUUAUGCACAAGGUCCCAAAAAAUACAGCCUCGGCACACACAUACGAUAGCAAGAAGGAGAGCAGCUAUAACAACGCCUACGACAGUAGCUAUGCAUCCCAUAGAAACCAAUCUGGCAGGGAUAAUCCGAACUACGACGCGCCCUCCAACACUUCCCACAGUGUGAGGUACAAGGAUGGGAACCGCGGCGGGUACGGGAGUCACGGAGGGUACACCACCCAUGGCAGUUACAAACACCACACUGGUUAUGGAAACUAUGGCAGCCAUAACAGCAGUCAUAACCACGAAGUUAACCAACACAAGCGAGACACCUUCAAGAGCAGCACGCAAAAUGGCGCACCAGGGGUUAACAAGAAGGCCAACUACAACGGCAGAUCCGUGCCGUACAAUGACAGGGAAUACUGA
Messenger RNA from Plasmodium knowlesi strain H, 3975 nucleotides. RefSeq names its product exoribonuclease, putative. The transcript has a single exon. NCBI's taxonomy places the organism in Eukaryota, Apicomplexa, Aconoidasida, Haemosporida, Plasmodiidae. The record is from RefSeq and is a predicted model, not a curated record. Gene Ontology annotation, biological process: nuclear-transcribed mRNA catabolic process. Bases 1 to 3975 code for a protein of 1324 amino acids. Gene Ontology annotation, molecular function: 5'-3' RNA exonuclease activity; RNA binding. Gene Ontology annotation, cellular component: nucleus.